Messenger RNA from Dissoconium aciculare CBS 342.82, 801 nucleotides. RefSeq lists its product as uncharacterized. NCBI's taxonomy places the organism in Eukaryota, Fungi, Ascomycota, Dothideomycetes, Mycosphaerellales, Dissoconiaceae. The transcript has a single exon. The record is from RefSeq and is a predicted model, not a curated record. Bases 1 to 801 code for a protein of 266 amino acids.
AUGCACCGCAUUGAACCAAACGUUCGAACCUCGAUCAGCUGCAAGGCUUUGAGCCCCAACCCCGCUCUCCUCUCGUGUGUUCACUCGCGUCUCUGGGAUCAGGAAAUCCGCGAUGUCCUCUCCCUCGCGGGAAUGGUCGCAUCUGCACAAAUUGACCAUUUAGAUCGUCGUGCAUAUGCAUCGGACGCUGACCUGUUAUUAGAUCACGCCAAACCUCAGACCGACCAAGCGGUUCUCUCGCACGCAGGAUCGCAUCGGUCAUUGGCCGAUGCCACUGUGGACUCCAUCAAUUUCUAUACCUUGGCGUCAUAUGUAAUCCCUGUCGAAGGGGCAAGUCCUGCAAGCCCUGCCUUCGCUUGCGACCGCUCCGGCCUGCAAACAGCGCAUCUUGUGACAGCGCGCACCAAGAGCAACCCGCACCUGCACGUCCACAAUACGCAGACAACCCCAUGCAACUAUCACGACAUGAGUCGCGCUGGGCAGAUUGGCGGUUCGCUGGGAGGGGGCGAGAAGAGCGCCUUGGGCGUGGUCGGUUGUUGUCUUCGUCCGUGCCACAAUUUUGGAUUGGUGAACGCGGCGUCCCAUACCAGAGUAUUGGAAUCGGAGUGCCAGCCUAGUUGGAAGCUUGCCCUGAGGCGCCCGGGGAGUAGUAGAGAAGCCGAGGAGCCUCCGUCUUGCGUGCCGUCUGACACUACUUCUCAGAAAAGGCAGUGCCAUAUGGUUGUUCAUGCGAUCUAUUGGAAGACGGAACGCCGUAGAUUUAUGCCCACCAGCGUCGUGGAACGCUGCCGACGGGUCUAG